Cryphonectria parasitica EP155 is the source of this 843-nucleotide messenger RNA. RefSeq lists its product as uncharacterized. NCBI's taxonomy places the organism in Eukaryota, Fungi, Ascomycota, Sordariomycetes, Diaporthales, Cryphonectriaceae. The transcript is spliced from 2 exons. The annotation marks the transcript as partial. The record is from RefSeq and is a predicted model, not a curated record.
CACCUUCUAGGAAAGAAGUCCUGGAAUGUCUACAAUACAGACAACGUCGCCCGCGUCCGGCGCGACGAGGAAGCAGCAGCCGCCGCCGAGCAUGCCGCCGAGCAGCGCAUGCAGGAGGCUGAUGCCGCACGAAGGCUCGCCAUCCUGCGCGGCGAGACACCGCCACCCCUACCCGAGGCCGAGCCUGAGAACGAUCCCUCAGAUAAGAACUUCGCGCGCCAGGAUAGGGGAAGAAGUGCCUCGGGAUUCACCUCCCGCAAACGGAAGCGCGCGGGUGAGGACGAUACCGACUUUGAGAUGAGGCUGGUGAGGGAGAGGGCUGAGAUUGGAGCGAAUGUGGCGGCUGAGCUCGCGAUUCCGGGUGGCGCCAAGAAGGGCGACACGCAGAUUGUCGAUGGGCGUGGGCAUAUUGACCUGAUCGGACCGCCUCCGGAGACCGGGAAGGAGAAGAAUGCGGAGUACGAGCGAGAGAAGGCGAAGAAGCAGCGGGAGAUGGAGGAUCAGUAUACCAUGCGCUUCUCGAAUGCGGCCGGUAGAGAUGGCAUCGCGGCUGGUGACCCUUGGUAUACAAAGUCUGACAGCCGAUCGCGGACCGGGAUCGAGGCUCCGACCAAGAAUGUUUGGGGCACAGAUGAUCCUCGGAGGAAGGCUCGUGAGACGCAGAGAAUGGCCUCGAAUGACCCGCUGGCCAUGAUGAGGAGGGGCGCGCAAAAGAUCCGCGAGAUCGAGAAGGAGAGAAGGCAGGAAAACGAGCAGAGAGAGCGAGAGCUUAAAGAGCUUCGCAGGGAGGAGCGCAGGCGAGAAAAGCGCCGCAGGAAAAACAGGCGCGAAGAAGAAGACGAA